Molecule: messenger RNA, 408 nt
Organism: Cylicocyclus nassatus
Lineage: Eukaryota; Metazoa; Nematoda; Chromadorea; Rhabditida; Strongylidae
Source: the annotation of a GenBank genome assembly
AUGGACAUUGUGUUCGAUCAAGAAGAUGAAAUUUAUGACUAUGACAUUUUUGCUAGCGACGUAAAACACGCUCUCUUUACGCCUGAGCAAGCAGUUGACGAAAUGAUGCAGUCUUGGAACAUCAUAGCAUUUGACGUUGGUCUGGUGCCCAAAGCUCAGUUGCCGCCAUUGAAUACGAUAUUUUCAUUGGAGAUACAAAGCGACGUGGAAGGAACGAAUACCAAUGAUGGUGAUUUGUCAGACUUAGAUGGUAACGGAUCGAAUGUCAAUGGCGGUCCGCCAGACAUGGAUGUUGACGCUGCUAAUCCUCCAACAAAUCACGAAGAAUCCCCACAGAGACGGCCACUGAGACAAGCCAUGAUGAAUACUCGAACAAUCAUACGUAUUCGAAAGAAGCUAAUUGUAUGA